Molecule: messenger RNA, 1923 nt
Organism: Dryobates pubescens (Downy woodpecker)
Lineage: Eukaryota; Metazoa; Chordata; Aves; Piciformes; Picidae
Gene: ITPKA
Product: inositol-trisphosphate 3-kinase A
Exons: 8
Coding region: 175-1623 (482 amino acids)
Biological process (GO): inositol phosphate biosynthetic process
Cellular component (GO): nucleus; cytoplasm
Molecular function (GO): inositol tetrakisphosphate kinase activity; inositol-1,4,5-trisphosphate 3-kinase activity
Source: RefSeq, a predicted model, not a curated record
AUGGCUCUGACGCCAGGUCAGCGGGGACGGUAACUGCCUCCGGCUGUCGCCGCGGGGGACUCAGAGCUGCCCAAGGGAGGGUGGGCUGGACAUGAGCCUUGCCGCCGCGCUCCGAGUAGCGGCCGGAGACUGAGCCACAAAGAAGUUUCCUCGGCGGCAGCGCGGCGCUCCCCCAUGCACGCCCCUGGCCGCCGGCCCUGGGGCGCUGCCCGGCAGGCACCCCGCGCGGAGCCCGCCAUGGAGCCGCGCGCGGGGCUCCACAGCAGCCCGGACCUGAGCCGCGGCAAGCGGCUGAGCGUGGGGGAGCUCUGCUCCCUCUUCGAGGCUCGCGUCGCUGCCGUCGCUGCCGCCGCCGCCCGGCAGCUGCCCGACCCGGCGAAGAGGGGCUGCCGGCCCCCCAACGGGGUGCUGCGGCCCGUCAUCCCCCGGCUCACUGUCACCACCGAGGAGAGCGAGGAGACGCAGGGCAGCCCCCAGGCGCAGCCGCCGCGCCCGGAGAGCGGCUGCCUGAGGACGGACAGCUCGCUGCACCUGCAGUCCCGCAGGCUUUCCACCUCUUCGCUCUCCUCCACGGGCUCCUCGUCUCUCCUGGAAGACUCGGAGGACGACGUGCUGAGCGACACGGAGGGCAGGAGCCAAGGCAUUGUGCACCUGGAACAUGGCGAGGACACCAACCAGUCUCCUUUAUCAAAUCUUCAAAAUAAAAAAAUUCCAGGCAUUAACCAGCAGAAAAAGGCAUGGCAUACCAUUAAAACCAUGGUUAACUUGCCAGUCAUCAGCCCCUUCAAGAAACGCUACUCAUGGGUGCAGCUGGCUGGGCAUACAGGGAGUUUCAAGGCAGCUGACAGUGGAAAGAUCCUGAAGCGGCUCUCGGAGAACGAGAAGGAGUGCUUUGAGCGCUUGAUGCAGGACCCGCUGCGCGCCUGCGUCCCUCGCUUCCACGGCGUGGUGGAGAGGGAUGGCGAGAGCUACAUCCAGCUGGAUGAUCUGCUUACUGAUUUUGAAGGGCCCUCUGUGAUGGACUGCAAGAUGGGGAUCAGGACGUACCUGGAAGAAGAGUUGGCUAAGGCCCGGGAGAAACCAAAGCUGCGUAAGGACAUGUACAAGAAAAUGAUUGAGGUGGAUCCUCUUGCUCCCACAGCUGAAGAGAACGCCCAGCAUGCUGUCACCAAACCCCGAUACAUGCAGUGGAGGGAAACCAUCAGCUCCAGCGCCAACCUGGGCUUCAGGAUUGAGGGGAUUAAGAAGGCAGAUGGGACGUGCAACACAAACUUCAAAACUACAAAGACACAGGAGCAAGUUCUACAGGUUUUUGUGGAGUUCAUUGAGGGCAACACAACUAUUCUGAACAAAUACCUGAAGCGUCUGCAGGAAAUUCAUAUCAUUCUUCAGUCCUCAGACUUCUUCAAGCGACAUGAGGUUGUUGGAAGCUCACUACUCUUUGUACACGAUGGCACUGGGAAUGCCAAUGUGUGGCUGAUCGAUUUUGGAAAGACCACCCUUCUCCCUGAUGGGCAGACACUGGAUCACAGGAUCCCCUGGCAAGAAGGCAACAGGGAGGAUGGGUACUUGCUGGGCUUGGACAAUUUGAUCAGCAUCUUGGAAAGCAUCACUGAAAGAUGAGUUGAGAACAGCAUAAAACUUCUCUGUAACUUUCUGCUCUACUGGGAUCGCUCAGUUGGAAGGAAACCUUUAACUCCCUCCAGACUCCUGAGGUCAUCAGAGCAGAGGGAGCUGCAUCCAGAACUCAGCACUUAGUGAACAAAAUGACUUUGCAUUGGCCCUCUCUGAACUUCAGUAACUCCAGAUUGGUCUGUAUUGUGCCAGCCUAACUUCAGACCGGUUCUCAGAGAACGAAGAUCUCCAUACUCAGGAAUCACACCAGCAUGAGUGAAGAGGUCUGUGUAGUAAACCAGAAUGAUU